CUCAAUGGCUUUCUCCCCAGAGCGAUCAUAGCAAUCAUGUCAACACCACAAAAGAAAACUCCGUCUUCUCCGCCCAGAUCUCCCACUUCCCCCGCACGCCGCUCCAAGCGCACUCUCCAACAGCCCUCGUUUCGAACAAAUCCUUGGGGAGCGUUGUUGGCGUUGAUAUCUUGGGUGACGGUAUGGCUAGGGAUCUACGUCCGGCUAGGAUGGUUACGGUUAAACCAUUGGAUAUCCGGAUCUUCGGGAACAGAAACGAGACCAUUCUCCAAUUACAAGAAUAAAAUCGUUAUUAUUGGAGAUGACUUUGCGUUUGGGUACGGUGAUUUUGUCACAUCCGCUGGUGUACCUGGGUUGGCGGGUCACUUGAAACGGGUCCUCCAAAGUGAUCGCUACAAGUUGAGACAGUCAUGGAUUAUAUAUAAUUGCGGUGUGAUAGGAAGCACUUCAGCGGAUUGGUUGCCAAAAAGUGCAAAAGAGGCAAAUAGCCCAAAAACGCAGUUUGAAAAGGUCUUUGAUAAUCCGACGUACGCAGAUGCCGACGCCGUCGUUUUAUUGGUUGGGUUCAAUGACAGUCGCAGCCAACCGGCACUCUCUGCCGAAGACACGGUCCACAACAUUAGUGCAAUUUGCCGUGUUCUCCGCAACAUGGGAAAAGACAUCUGGGUUUGUUCCAUACCAAAUAACGGGGAAGAAGCGAAGGGUGAUGCGGCGUUGGAGGAGAGUAUGCGACGUAAUGAAAUUCUAUUAGGCUGGCUGGAAAACAAUAAGGACGACAUACGUAGUGGUCCACGUAUCGACGUCAUGCAUUACGAGUACCGGCACAAGUCCUUUUGGUAUGUUGACCAGGAUCAUCUAUCGACCAAGGGAUACAGGAAGCUGGCAAAGGAUCUUGCCGACUUGAUGGGAACUGCUCUGGUCAAGAGGGAAUUUGCGAGAUUUCGAAAAGAUCUAGGGAUGUGAUAGUAUGACCGUGGUAACGACAGAUACCGUUGGAGGAUCAACAUACUUAGCCAAAUCAAGUGCCAUAGAAAAGGGGGUCUCAAAUACAUGGUGUUACGGUAUGCCUACUGCUUAGAACCCGUUGAGGGCUGGUUUACCAUAUGAAAUCAAUUGUCAUGAGCGUACAUCUACGCCUAA
Molecule: messenger RNA, 1140 nt
Organism: Spizellomyces punctatus DAOM BR117
Lineage: Eukaryota; Fungi; Chytridiomycota; Chytridiomycetes; Spizellomycetales; Spizellomycetaceae
Exons: 8
Coding region: 37-963 (308 amino acids)
Molecular function (GO): phosphatidylcholine lysophospholipase A1 activity
Source: RefSeq, a predicted model, not a curated record